Molecule: messenger RNA, 1653 nt
Organism: Linum trigynum
Lineage: Eukaryota; Viridiplantae; Streptophyta; Magnoliopsida; Malpighiales; Linaceae
Source: the annotation of a GenBank genome assembly
AUGGUGGAAACAGGGCAUGGGCAUAACCACGGCCACAAUCACACGCCGUCGGCGCCGCAGCAGCCGGCGGGGCCUCCGGCAAUGGCCGUUUCAAGGGGACCGAUUUGGACUCCGGCAGAGCAGCUUCAGCAGCUUCAGUACUGCAUCCACUCCAACCCUUCUUGGCCCGAGACGGCCUUUCUGGCUUUCCAGCACUACAUUGUGAUGCUUGGAACAAUAGUGAUAAUUGCUAGCGAUCUCGUGCCUCGGAUGGGCGGUACUCAUGGUGACAAAGCCCGAGUGAUUGAGACAUUGUUGUUUUUGGCUGGAAUAAAUACGCUGCUUCAGACGCUCAUUGGGACGAGGCUUCCAACUGUGAUGGGAGCAUCUUUUGCAUACACUUUGCCCGUGUUGUCAAUCAUAAAGGAUAUAUCAAAUGAGAACCAUACCAAUGAGCACGACAGAUUUGUCCACACUAUGAGGACAAUUCAAGGAGCACUUAUUGUUUCUUCGUUUGUUAACAUCAUCUUGGGAUACAGUACGAUAAUCGGGAAUUUGACCAAGCACUUUAGUGCCAUAGUUAUUGUCCCAGUGGUUGGUGUUGUUGGCCUUGGUCUGUUUGCCAGGGGAUUCCCGCUGCUUGCUAACUGUGUGGAGAUUGGUCUGCCUAUGCUGCUACUGCUUGUCAUUUGCCAGUAUUUGAAGCACCUCCAUUCGAGGGGCCACGCCUUACUCGAGAGAUUUCACUUGCUUUUCUGCCUUGCAAUUGUUUGGGCCUUUGCUGCUAUCCUUACUGCUGCUGGUGCUUACAACAAUGUUGCGCCCAUCACUCAACGAAGUUGCCGAACAGAUCGAUCAUUUCUGAUAUCAUCUGCUCCAUGGGUUAGAGUUCCAUAUCCAUUUCAAUGGGGUCCACCUAUAUUUAGAGCGAGCCACGUCUUCGGGAUGAUGGGGGCUGCACUUGUUACCGCUGCUGAGUCAACGGGGACAUUCAUUGCUGCAUCACGUCUAGCAGGAGCAACACAUACUCCGGGACAUGUUGUGAGCAGGAGUAUUGGUCUUCAGGGUGUAAGCUUGCUAAUUGAUGGAAUCUUUGGUGCUCUUGUGGGUACCACAGCAUCGGUUGAAAAUGUUGGCCUUCUCGGCCUCACACACAUAGGAAGCCGUAGAGUGGUGCAAAUUUCAACUGCUUUCAUGUUCUUCUUCUCCAUAUUCGGGAAAUUUGGUGCCUUAUUUGCAUCCAUUCCGCUGCCAAUAUUUGCUGCCAUUUACUGUGUGGUAUUCGGCAUAGUUUCCGCAGUUGGGAUCUCAUUCAUGCAGUUUGCAAACAGCAACUCCCUUAGAAACCACUAUGUACUUGGCUUAUCUCUGUUCCUUGCGAUAUCCAUUCCUCAAUAUUUCGUCAGCAACACCUCCCUCGACGGCCAUGGACCUGUUAGAACAAACGGGGGAUGGUUCAACGACAUACUGAACACGAUCUUCUCGUCGCCACCUGCUGUGGCCAUAAUUGUGGCGACGAUUCUGGACAACACCCUGGAGAGGGAAGCGGUCAACGACAGAGGGGUCCCGUGGUUGAAGCCUUUCCAGCACAGGAAGGGAGAUGCCAGAACCGAGGAGUUCUAUAACCUUCCACUCAGAGCACAUGGAUGGCUGCCUUCCAGGUUCCGUAAUUAG